AUGGUACACUAUGUAUUAGUCAAUACAUUUGACUUGAAAUUUAUACACUAUUUGUCAAUACUAUCGGUAGUGAAGAAUCAGAAACCGGAUGUCAUUUAUAUUCACUGCAAUUGUCGUCAACUGAGUGGCCAGUAUUGGCAACGAUUGUCGCGGUUGUCAAACAUUACUAAUAUACCGAUUGAAUUAAAGGAACGGGAAAUGUCUAAACAUAUAUUUGGCCGUAAAGUUAAUCCACAAAUGUUUAAAUGGCAUUCAGCCGACUAUACCCGAGUCAAUGUACUCAUUGAAUACGGAGGUAUAUAUCUGGACACUGAUGUCUAUGUUGUUAACAGUUUGGAUGAGUAUCGUAACAAUGAUAUGACAUUGGAUUUUGAAGCCAAUGAUGAAUUCAUAGGUUCGCAAACAUUGAUUGCCCGAAAAAAUGCAACAUUUAUGAGACUAUGGUUGGAAACAUACAGAAACUAUCAAUACAACUGUUGGAUGUGUAAUUCAGCCCAUUUUCCCACACAAAUAGUCAAACGUCGGCCCGAUUUAGUCCAGCGGACAGCUGCCGAUGCUUUCGGCUGUAAUAUUAAUGUUGUCUGUCCGCUACUGUUUCUACGUUACGAUAGCCAAUGGCGUAACCGUUUUCAUACUGUCCAUCUGUUAGCCCGAGGAAAUGGAUAUACAAAAGGCGAGAAAUGUCUGAGAGGUAAACAACAGUUCAAUGAUUUUAUUGACGAGAAAUAUAUUUAUGCAAUGAAUCGGACUUUCGGUGAAAUGGGCAGAGAUUUACUUGACUUUGAGAAACAAUUGUUGGAUUAG
Molecule: messenger RNA, 804 nt
Organism: Oppia nitens
Lineage: Eukaryota; Metazoa; Arthropoda; Arachnida; Sarcoptiformes; Oppiidae
Exons: 3
Coding region: 1-804 (267 amino acids)
Source: RefSeq, a predicted model, not a curated record